Messenger RNA from Dovyalis caffra, 1770 nucleotides. The record is from the annotation of a GenBank genome assembly. Lineage: Eukaryota; Viridiplantae; Streptophyta; Magnoliopsida; Malpighiales; Salicaceae.
AUGGACUUUGGGCUUCUUGGUUUGGAGGGACUUGUGAGUGAACCUACUUUUCACGUCUCACUUCCUGAGACCAAACCAAAGAUUCUUGGAUCUGUGUUGACUAAGCAAGAAAGAUCAUCUUCAUCUGCAUCUGUUCAGGAUGAUUACUGGAGGACUUCAAAGAUGCUAAAAAUUGAUGAUUUCUCUGUCUCCAAAACAAUGCCAUUGCACCAAGGCACUCCUUUACUGAGAUCUAAUUAUUUGGUUUCUAAUGAUUCUCGCCAACAAGAGCACAUGCUGAGCUUCUCUUCUCAAAAACCAGAAACUACUCCAUUUCUUAGUAAAGAUGGUAACCACACCGCCGUAAGCUUUCCUUACUACCAGCAGAUGCCCUCUGCUUAUAGUAGAAGUGCAGGUUAUGGCGCUGGAAGCUUGAAUGCAAGCAUGCAUGGGCCCUUUACUGGGGUUAGAGGACCAUUUACUGCAUCUCAGUGGAUCGAGCUUGAACACCAGGCCUUGAUCUACAAAUACAUCACUGCACGUGUGCCUGUGCCUUCCAAUUUAAUCAUUCCUCUCAGGAAGUCUCUCUACCCUUAUGGCUUACCUGGCUCCUCUGCUGGAUCCUUCCCUUCCAAUUCAUGUUACCCUGCCAGCAACACUGAUUUGGAGCCCGGAAGGUGUCGUCGGACUGAUGGGAAGAAAUGGCGGUGCUCAAGGGAUGCUGUAGCUGACCAAAAAUAUUGUGAAAGGCACAUAAACAGAGGCCGUCACCGUUCAAGAAAGCCUGUGGAAGACCAGACUGGCCGUCCUGCCAUUGGGACUGCCGGUUCAAAGGUGGUGCCAAUGUCUAACUCCAUGCCAACAUCGGUUAUAACCAAUGGUAGCCCCUCCAACAGCAUUGCGAUCACGCAGCAACAGUUCAAAAAUUUGCAGCCGGCUGGUGCUGCCAACUCUUCUGCAGAUGCUUGUGUCAACAGAGCACAAGAUGAAAGGAGCAUUUCUAUGAUGUCUUCCACUAUCAACGGGAAAUCUGAUGAGUCAACUUUCUCUAUUCCUAAACAAGAUAUUCUAAUUGAACAAUGCUCUCAAACAGAGUUUGGACUUGUCUCCUCUGAUUCUCUCCUCAACCCAUCACAGAAGAGCUCUUACAUUAACUCAAAACCCUACGGGUCUUUUCUAAACUUUAAUGAUGAAGAAAGCCAAGAUCAGCAUCCCCUUCAUCAAUUCAUUGAUGACUGGCCGAAGGACCAAUCGAAUCGUUCUCUAAUUAGCUGGCCAGAAGAGUUGAAAUCUGACUGGACCCAGCUCUCAAUGUCAAUCCCAAUGGCCACAUCAGACUUUUCGUCAUCGUCAUCCUCACAUACGCAAGAGAAACUUGCCCUCUCCCCAUUGAGGUUAUCUCGCGAGUUUGACCACCCUAUACAAACCAACUGGACACCUAUCACUUGGGGGAGUUCAAUUGGUGGCCUUUUAGGAGAGGUCUUGACCACCAGCACCAGCCAUGUGGAUUCCUGCAAGAGCUCAUCACCUCUUAACCUUUUGAGAGAAGGUUGGGAUGGCAGCCCGCAGUUGGGAUCUUCUCCGACAGGAGUCUUGCAGAAAUCAACUUUCGGUUCGCUUUCAAAUAGUUGUUCAGGGAGCAGUGCAAGAGCCGAGAGCAAGAAAAACAAUGAUAGUACUAGUCCGUAUGAGAAUGUGUCAAACGAUGAUGGUGAAACUUUCAUGGCAACAGCAACAAAUAAUAGAACUUCCAAAAUAAGUAUCAUCGAUUCUUUGCUGGCCAGUGUCUGA